AUGAACGAAGAGUAUGAUGUGAUAGUACUUGGUACUGGUCUCAAGGAAUGCAUCCUUUCAGGACUCCUCUCUGUCAAGGGCAAGAAAGUCCUUCAUUUGGACAGAAAUGGCUACUAUGGAGGUGAGACUGCUUCUCUUAACUUAACCAACUUAUGGGCUAUGUUCAGACCAGGCGUCGAACCACCCAAGGAAUACGGACAUAACAGAGACUGGAACGUUGAUUUGAUUCCUAAAUUCAUUAUGGCCAACGGAAACCUCGUAAAGAUGCUUCUCCACACUAAGGUAACUAGAUAUCUUGAAUGGAAAUGCGUUGAUGGGUCAUACGUCUUCCAAAAUCAAAAGGGUGGUCUCUUUUCAAGCGCAAAAUCAGUCAUCCAUAAGGUUCCCUCUAAUGAUUCAGAAGCCCUUAAGAGUCCACUUAUGGGUCUCUGGGAGAAAAAGAGAUGCAGAAACUUCUAUCUCUAUGUUCAAGAUAUCGAAGUUAACGAACCAAAGACCUGGAAAGAUAUUGAUAUUAUGAGAUAACCAAUGAGAGAUGUUUUCAAGAAAUUCAAAUUAGAAGACAAUACCAUUGAUUUCUUAGGUCACUCAGUCGCUCUCUUCAGAGAUGAUGAAUAUAUUGAGCAACCAGCAGUUGAUUGUGUUAAGAAGAUCGCUUUGUAUGUCGAAUCACUUGGUAAAUAUGGAGAUUCACCAUUCCUCUACCCAAUCUAUGGUCUUGGAGGACUUCCAGAGUCAUUCUCUAGACUUUGCGCCAUCCAUGGAGGUACUUACAUGCUCAACACCAAGGUUGAUGAGAUCCUCUUUACUGACGGCAGAGUCUCAGGAAUUAAGAGUGGCACUGAAGAAGCAAAGGCACCAUUGAUCAUCUGCGAUCCAAGCUACGUAAGAGGUUUGAGCAAGGUACAGGAGAAUGGUAAAGUCAUCAGAGCUAUUUGCAUUCUUGACCACCCAAUUCCAAGCACAAAUGAGUCUACUUCAUGCUAAGUCAUCCUUCCUCAGAAACAAUUAGGAAGAAAAUACGAUAUCUAUAUUUCAAUGGUUAGUUCAAGCCAUGCUGUCUGCUCAAAGGGAUUAUAUAUCGCUAUGAUCUCAACGACUGUUGAGACUUCAACACCAGAGCUUGAAAUCAGACCAGCACUUGAUUUACUAGGAGAUGUUCUCGAGAUGUUCGUUCAAAUCUCAACCAUCUAUGAACCCAUUGAUGAUGGAAAGAAGGACAACCUUUUCGUUACUAAGAGCUAUGAUGCUACAUCUCACUUCGAGAGUGCCAGUGACGAGGUACUUGAACUCUAUGAGAGAAUUACUGGAGAGAAAUUAGAUCUAAAUAUUGAACCAACUGAUGAGGAGGAGUACUGA
This is a messenger RNA of Stylonychia lemnae, 1359 nucleotides long. NCBI's taxonomy places the organism in Eukaryota, Ciliophora, Spirotrichea, Sporadotrichida, Oxytrichidae. The record is from the annotation of a GenBank genome assembly.